Brachypodium distachyon (stiff brome) is the source of this 5125-nucleotide messenger RNA. RefSeq names its product transcription factor bHLH95. Gene Ontology annotation, biological process: regulation of DNA-templated transcription; endosperm development. Gene Ontology annotation, molecular function: DNA-binding transcription factor activity; protein dimerization activity. The transcript has 4 exons. The record is from RefSeq and is a predicted model, not a curated record. Lineage: Eukaryota; Viridiplantae; Streptophyta; Magnoliopsida; Poales; Poaceae. Bases 3954 to 4823 code for a protein of 289 amino acids.
CCCACGGAACAGCUAGAGGAAGUCGUUAGCCGAGCUGGCACACCACGAGGCCGUCGGUGCCCAGCCGAAGCACCUUGAGCUCUUCACGGCACCGCUCAGCUGGUCGCCGCACUUGAGCCCGGCGGCCGCCGCCAUGGCUCGCUCCACCUCCAACCGCGCCGCCUCCACCGCCGCACGCGCGCGCCGGAGCUCGUACAUCCUGAACCCACAUCGUCGGCGCCGGCCUCAGGUGUGUUUUGGUCAAUUUUUUUCUGCCUGCAUUAUUUCCUUGGCUCAGGUGUCGUGAGGGGAAGAUGUCAGUGGCAAGAGGGGGUUUCGAUCCGUGCUCGUCGACGGCGAGGUCUAGUCGGCCUUCCGGUGAGUUUGUCUGUUCUGUUCCUCUACAAAUGGAUGUACUCAUUUGAUUACUUGUGAUUUGUUGCGGCUGUUUUUUGUCCCCUUUUUUUUUCUGGCGGAUGUGGCGCUGCGAAGACGGCAGAGGCGAGAGGGAGGUGGUUUCGAUUCGUCCUCGUCGGCGGUGAGGUCUGCUCGCGGCUGUCUGGUUAGUCCAUCGUCGGCGAUGCGAAGGCAGUAGUUACCUCCAGAGGUUUUGCUUUCAUUUUCGUGGUAACAUUGCGCGUAGACGGCUGAGACUGGCCUGGUCUGACUCGGGAAGAUUUUUUGGUGUCAUUCUCCGGGUCGUGUUUGAUUUCUGCUGGUGGGGUGUUUGAUUCGGGGGUUGAUUUGAUGGUUUGUGGUUCUGUCUAUUAUGUAGUGAUUCAGAGCAGACUGAACCCUUUCUGAACGCCGGCUAAUUGUAGUAUGGAUUCAGAUUCAGACUAUGUUUUAGCUGCUGAACGUACUUUUGGCCAGUUCAUGUACUAUCGUUUGAUGUGUUGUGGUCUACUUCCUGGAUGUGCUUUGGUUUUACCCAUUGAAUGUAAUUACCUUGUGUAAUUUUCGAACCAUAUAGCAAAUUUUCAUUUCAGGGCCAUUUUCUGAUUCUAUGGGUUUAUCUAGUAUAAGUGUCAGUUUGUUGUGUAAUUGGUAACUAUAAGUGUCAGUUUGUAGCUUAUAAAUCACAUUUGCUAUAGGUCCCUUUUGUAAUAAAGCUAUGUCAAUUUAAAUCGCACCCACUAUCAAAUAAAAUUGUACCUUUUCUCUUGUUGUAACAGCAGCUAUUUUCAGACUGCAACUGCAUAUGUUAUGUUCCUAUAUAUUUUCUCUUUGUUUUUUUAAUUAUGGAAUCUAUUAAAUUGUAAUGAUUUUCAAAAAUAAUUGGAGUGAUUCCUCUACUGCAAUCCUAGCUUUACACACAAAUUUUAGUGCUUGAUAUUUUCAUUAGCCAUUAUGUUAUCUAAAAAUGGAGUGCUUCUUUUUAAAUAAUUUUUUCUUUUGGACUGUUGCAAUUCUACCCCUUUUUGGUCAUUUUUGUAAAAUGAUCAGUCUAUAUCCUGUGCCGUGCCAUUCCUUAAUUUUUUUUUAAUUGUGCUCUUUUAGAUUGGAUUUUGCAUCCAUUCCUACUGUUGCAAUUAUGCCCUCUUUUUAACUAUAUAGUUUCGUAUAUGUUGAGUGUGCACCCACUACAAGUAAUUGACCUAGAUGCUCGCAACAAUCAAGAUAGGCUCAAUGUUUGCCCCUUCUUUCUGUUUUACAGGAAUCUAUUUAAAAUGCACCCACUUUCAAAUCAAAUUGCACUUCUUCUCUUGUUGCAACAACAGCUAUUUCAAACCGCAAAUGCAUAUAUUAGAUUCCUAUAUAUGUUCUCUUUGUUUUCUUAGUUAUGUAAUCUAUUCAAUUGCAAUGCUUCCUCUGCUGCAAUCCUAGCUUUAUACACAAUUUUUGCUAUUUAAUUGCUUGAUAUUCAUUAGCUGUUGGUCCGAAAUGGAGUGCCUUUUUGAAAUAAAAUUACACUCUUUAGUACUGUUGCAAUUCUACCACUUUUAGGUAAAAAUUGUUGUAAAAUUAUCUGUCUAUAAGCUGUAUCACACCAUUCUUAAAUUUAUUUUUGAAUUUGCACUGCCUUUUACAUGUAUUUGCAGCGAGAUAAAAUGUUCUGUGUUUUUCAGAAGAAACCUCCAAGUUGCUCCCUCGCUUUCCUUUUUGUAUGUGUUUAUUCUUUUUUACACACUUUUACUUUUUGAUCACGUUAUUUAUUUUGCUAAUAUAUAUGGCGUGUUGGAUCACAUGUGUGUAUUUAAUUUGAUACAUAGCUUUCUGGCACUGGUCCCCUGACAACGCCAAAACAUGAAUAUUUAAUAUUUGUAACCGAAAUAUUCUCUCAAACACUGAUCAUAGUUCAAAUUGUGCUAUCUGUGGGUAGGCUAACAACCAAUAUCUUUCCUACUUAUAAAGUUUGGAGUUGCUGGUCGUCAAUUCACUUCUUCCGAACUCUUCUCUUGUCAUUUCUGACAAGUAGAUUGUACAAAACCGUGAGUUAAAACAUCAAGUCAUAACCUCCCUUACAUAGUCUGUACUGAUGCCUUUCGUCUUCAAUCUUCAUGAGUUUGGGUUCAUAGUUCAAAUUCAGCAAAGCCUAUCAUCAAGCUUUAUGGCAUUGGUUCAUAGGUUGACUAUCAUGCUGUUUUUAGUUAUAAUUUUUCUUUUUUUGACGAUUCCGUAUAGCAAAGCACAGGCACAAAGCUAGUUGAGUUAUAGACCAUACUCCUAUAAGUGGUGCAAAAAUACAUAGUUCCAUUGCAGACUACUCCAUUUGUGACCGCUCCUGCUGUUUCUGCUCAACAUUCAGAUGAGUCGCAUGUCAAAUGUUCAAAAGUAAUCCUAAAAGCCGGCCAAUUGUAGUAAUACCAAGAUCUUUUUGCUUGAAAAUCAGUAGCACCAUGUUCCUCCUAGGCAUCUUCAUACAUGCAUAUGUACUGAAAGCAACCCUGGCAAAACGAAGAACUCAGCCAAAGUAAGAAGAACCCGGCCAAAACCUGCAGCAUGAUUUGUUACUCUUGUUCCAUGUGUCAGAUUCAGAUUGCGAGAGGCAUUUGUGGCAGGAAUGCUGAUAGGCGUUUAGGCAAUGAGCUUCCGUGUGCUCACAAGAACAUAUCUGUCAUUGAUCACCUCACCACUUAAAUCAAAGGGCUACAUACCAUAGAUCCACACAUUGUAUUUCUCGCAUUCGCCAGCAACAGCCCACAAGUGCCAACCUCACUAUGCCAAAUGCUUUUUCUCCAGAAGCACACAAUUGGUUGACUGGCUAGACAUUUUUCUAACACCAUUUGAUGACAAGCUUCAAUGUUUUCUAUUAACACGCUUCAUGUAUAACCUUUGCGUGUGCUAUAUCAAACUUUUUAUAAGUUGUGACAUUAGGCCAAAUGGAAAUGAGAAAGGCUUUUGCCGUUACCCUGCCAAAUACGCCAGGUGUUUUGGAAGAAUAUAUAGAAGUUUCAGUUUGUUGCUGACAUUACUGUGCCGAAGAAGUAUUUGAUUCCAUCACUGCUUGCUGAAGAAUGGAGUUUACUGUGAAGCAAUCAAAUAAUAUAACAGGAUAUGCAUUUACCAGUUAUAAAUCAAUAUAAUUGUUUUGACUCGACUGGCAUAUUGAAACUUCAGAGAUUGCUGAAAUAAAAAAGAAUGUAUCCGUUGGCAUGCAUGGUGAUCAAUAGGUACACAUUAUGAAGACCAUUGUGUUAGUAAAAUGCUACUAAGUAUAAAUGGAUUAUAUGGAGUAGUAGUAAAUUGUGCAUAUGUAUAGGUGAUAUAUAUCUGUUGGCUCGGCAUUUAGAAUGGGGUCAUUAUGUGGAAAAUACUCCAGCUAUUAUAUUUUGUCUUUAGUUACUGAAAUAAAUGAGCAGGGUGUGAAUUUAGUGGAUCUGCCAAAUAUUAGCGUGAGCCAGCUAGCUCCGAGCCUCAUUUUUUAAAGCAAGAGAACAGAGCAGCUAUUCCACAAACCAAACAUUGCACUUCAAGUCUUCUCUGCUGAACCAAACUUCCAUACAACCCUUUUUAGUGCCUAGCUGUGUACCAUGGCUCAAGAAAACACCAACACCGACGGCAAGAACAACGAGGCGCUAGCGGCGGCGAACAGCUCCAAAUUCAUGAGUUCUGGCAGUGGCAGCAGGUCCAAGGACAGCGAUCUGACCGACGCGGGUAUUGUUGACAAGGGGAAGGGCAUCGUCAAGGCAGAAGAACAAGAAGAGGGUGGUGGAUCUAAGGGUAAGAUGAUGAGCAUAGUGCAGCCCGCAGAUGCCACAGCAGGAGGCAGCUGCCGCAGAGCGCUGCACGCCGCUACAGAGCGCGAGAGGCGGAGGCAGAUGAGCGAGUUGUUCAGCAACCUGCACGGCCUCCUCCCCAGCCUCCCCGACAAGACGAACAAGUCGACGAUAGUGAUGGAGGCGAUACACUACAUCAAGACCCUGGAGGGGACGCUGAGCGAGCUGGAGAAGCGCAAGCAGGAUCUCGCACGAGGCAUCUGCUUGUCCUCGUCGGCAGCACGUGCUACCAUGAUGGCACAUCAGCCGCCGGCUGGUGGGAUCUUUCCAGCGGGGGCAGCAGCUGUGGCACCGGUGGGCGCAGCAGUGCCUGCGGUGCCAGUGGAGCUCCAGAAAUGGUCGGGGCAGAACGUCGUGUUGAGCUUGUCAGGAGACGACGCGCACAUCAACGUGUGCUCGGCACGGCGCACGGGCUUGCUGACGAUGGUGGUGGCCAUACUCGAGAAGUACGGCAUCGAGGUGGUCACGUCAGAGAUCGCCUCCAACAGCUCUAGGAACAGGUUCACCUUCCACACCCACCGCGUUCAUGCAGCCAACAACCUGUUGGGGGAUAAUGUGUCGUCUGAGGACAUCUAUAAGCAGGCAGUUUCAAAGAUAACGAGUCUGCUCUCCGGAGAGAAUUAAGAUGGAACCUCUUCAUUCCCUAAAAAAAUGGAACCUCUUCGUUGUUCUCUUGAAGUUGAGGGUAUCUUGUCAUUUACAUUUGAGCAUUUAGCAUUUUGUGUCAUGUCAGAAUGGAACUAUGGAUCAGCCUCAAAAAAGAAGGAAAGAAUGUAACUAUGGAUCAUUCUGUGCAAUAAUGUGUCGUGUACACUGUUGUUUCGUACGUUGCUAAAACAUCUUAACUUGGGCUUUCCAAGUUGAGACUGCUGUUGUUGGGAUCUGCUGAUCCAUCUUAAAAUGUUGUUCUUGAUUCCGGUUCCGUU